AUGGCAGAAAAAAAUUACAGAUUAGAUCCGAUCUUUCAAUUAUAUGAUCCAAUUCGUUAUUCGUUUAAUAAGAAAAAAGCUGAUUACAUUAUCAUAUCACCAACCGUUGGCUCUAGGUCUCAACUAAAUGAUGGGGGUAGGGUCACUUUCGAGAUUUAUUCAUUAUCGAAUUGGUUGCUUCUUUCCGAUGCUUAUUUCAGAUGCGAUUUCAAAAUCAAAGACGGCAAUCAGAAUCGUGUACCACAAACCAAUACAACGUUAGAAAACAAUUUCUUUCCAUCUUUAUUUACUGAAAUGGUUUUGGAAACUGGUUCAAAUCCCAUAGAAACCAUCAAACACCCUGGGGAAUUUGACACGAUGUUGAAAACAGUUCUAUAUCCCAAAAACUACGAUUCAACCUCAGGCUGGAUACCCGAUGUUGGCGAUGGAAAUGUUUUAAAAGAACCGGUAAGAAAUCUUGCAAAUGAUGCUGAAUUAGCUAGAGUGAGAGUUGUUGCUCGAAACACAAUAGAAAAAGUAGCACGAGCAGCUAAUCAUGGAUUCGAAAAACGAGUAGUUCAGUACAAUAAUGUUGUUGAGAAUAAUAGGUGGGGUAAUUACGUAAAUUGGAAAUUAUAUCCUUUAUUCGGUCUGUUGGAACACAGAAAGGUUUCAUUAGGGUUAGCAUAUAAAAUUCAUCUACAAAGAGAAAUCAAUGAUGAUAAGAUAUUCUUUGGAGAGAAUGCUUCAGAUGCAAAAUUAGAAAUAACGAAUCGCCAUCUUUACAUAUCCGUAAUAACACCAUCAAUUGAAGUAGAAACAAGAAUAUUCAACUCAUUAACUAAAGAUAUUGAAAUAGCUUUUCUUCGUCGCAAUACAAUAGGCAGCAUAACUUUAACUGGAGAAUCCACUACAUGGCCAAUCACUAACACUAUUAAACCAGCAAGAUAUUUAAUGGUUGGUUUCAGGAACUUACCAGAUUCUCAAACGAAUAACAAUAAUGUCUUCAGAGUGGCAAUGAACCAAACUCAAGAUCCUUUAAUCCGUAAAGUUCAAAUUAAAUAUAAACAUUGUGAAGUUAGAGAUGAUAUAGAUUUGGAAAGAAUUGACAAGAGUGUAAAGGAAGGUGGAUUUUUACCUUUCCUACCUUUGAUAUUUGCUGGUCUGGCCGCGGCUAGUGCAGCAACUGGUGAGAUAUCUGCCGCAGUCAAAGCAGCCAAAGCCAAAAAAGCAGCUGAUGCUGAAAAAAGUGAAAAGCGUAGACAUAAUAUGGAAAUGGAAAAAAUAGCUCAAGGUUCGGGAGUAGCAGAUAUAUUAGGGACAGUUAAAGAAUUUGGAAAUCGAUUUAGUGAAGAAACCAAAAAAACUGUUAAAGAGGGAUUAAGUAAUAUAUACCAAAGAAAAGCGUUCAGAACAUAUUUAAAUAUUAUGAAGACAAAGAUGAGAUAG
Messenger RNA from Lottia gigantea (owl limpet), 1428 nucleotides. RefSeq lists its product as hypothetical. The transcript is spliced from 2 exons. The record is from RefSeq and is a predicted model, not a curated record. Lineage: Eukaryota; Metazoa; Mollusca; Gastropoda; Lottiidae. The coding region runs from base 1 to 1428 and encodes 475 amino acids.